AUGAGAGCCAAGUGGAGAAAGAAGCGCGUUCGACGGCUGAAGCCAAGUAAACAACUCGACCACUCCGUCUCAGCUCUCCCCCCUAUCGCCAACACCAUCACAUGA
Molecule: messenger RNA, 105 nt
Organism: Paracoccidioides lutzii Pb01
Exons: 2
Coding region: 1-105 (34 amino acids)
Biological process (GO): translation
Cellular component (GO): ribosome
Molecular function (GO): structural constituent of ribosome
Source: RefSeq, a predicted model, not a curated record